Raphanus sativus (radish) is the source of this 2067-nucleotide messenger RNA. RefSeq names its product protein NUCLEAR FUSION DEFECTIVE 4. NCBI's taxonomy places the organism in Eukaryota, Viridiplantae, Streptophyta, Magnoliopsida, Brassicales, Brassicaceae. The transcript has 3 exons. The record is from RefSeq and is a predicted model, not a curated record. Gene Ontology annotation, cellular component: membrane. The coding region runs from base 148 to 1887 and encodes 579 amino acids.
ACAGACAGACAGUUGUCCAAAAAAAAAAAGACAGACAGACAAAAACAUAUACCCCAAAAGAAAGAAAAAAGAAAAACUUUUUUAGAAAAAUUAUUCUCAGACAACAAUACUUCACCGAUCGUACUUUUGAUCUCUGAUUCUUCAUCAAUGGCGUCAACAACGCGAGAAAAGUUCGCAUCAUUCAUAAACAACAGAUGGCUUGUCUUCGUUGCCGCCAUGUGGAUACAGUCUUGCGCUGGCAACGGUUACUUGUUCGGUAGCAUCUCUCCCGUCAUCAAAAGCUCUCUUAACUACAACCAGAAGGAGCUUGCUAGGCUCGGAGUCGCCAAGGAUCUCGGAGACAGUGUCGGCUUCAUAGCCGGGUCUCUCUCCGAGAAUUUCCCUCUCUGGGUUUCUCUUCUCGUCGGCGCUGUUCAGAACCUCGUCGGUUACGGAUGGGUUUGGCUUGUCGUCACCCGCCGAGCUCCGGUUCUUCCGAUAUGGGCUAUGUGCCUUCUCAUAUUCGUUGGGAACAAUGGAGAAACCUACUUCAACACCGGGUCAUUAGUCUCUGGUGUUCAUAACUUCCCCAAGAGCAGAGGUCCAGUGGUGGGCAUCCUCAAGGGUUUUGCUGGACUAGGCGGUGCGAUACUCUCUCAGAUAUAUACAAUGAUCCACUCUCCUGACCCUGCUUCCAUCAUUUUGAUGGUUGCUGUUGCCCCUGCGGUUGUUGCUGUUUCUCUGAUGUUUUUCAUCAGACCCGUUGGUGGUCACAGGCAGAUCCGUCCCACGGAUGGAGCCAGCUUCAUUUUCAUCUACGGUGUCUGCAUUCUCCUCGCUGCCUAUCUCAUGGCCGUUAUGCUUAUUGAAGAUCUCGUCGUUGUUAGCCACAACAUCGUCACCAUUUUCACCAUUGUCUUGUUUGUCAUUCUCCUUGUACCGGUCCUGGUACCGAUCGUGACGAGUUUCUUCAUGGACUCAAACGGUCCUGUUGAUACGGUGGAAGAGCCUCUCGUCCCUAAACGGGAAGACCAAGAACCGGGAACGCAGACACCUGACUUGAUCUUGAGCGAAGUGGAAGAUGAGAAGCCUAGCGAUGUGGACUCGCUUCCUGCUUCAGAGAGGCAUAAGAGGAUUGCUCAGUUGCAAGCACAGCUGAUGCAGGCAGCUGCUAAAGGAGCUAUCCGGGUGAAGGGACGUAGAGGCCCACACAGAGGUGAAGAUUUUACUCUCACGCAGGCACUAGUGAAGGCAGACUUCUGGUUGAUUUUCACCUCCCUGCUCCUCGGUGGUGGUUCCGGCUUGACUGUGAUUGACAAUCUUGGUCAGAUGAGUCAGUCUCUUGGUUAUAACAACACUCAUGUGUUUGUGUCUAUGAUUAGUAUUUGGAACUUCCUUGGACGUAUCUCCGGCGGUUAUUUCUCUGAGCUCGUUGUCAGAGACUACGCGUACCCAAGGCCAGUAGCAUUAGCAGUGGCUCAGGUGGUAAUGGCGAUAGGAAACGUCUUCUUUGCGUUUGGAUGGCCUGGAGCAAUGUACAUUGGCACACUCUUGAUAGGACUAGGGUACGGUGCUCACUGGGCUAUUGUACCAGCUACUGCCUCUGAGCUCUUUGGUCUGAAAAACUUUGGAGCUUUGUACAACUUCUUGACUCUAGCCAAUCCGGCUGGGUCCCUGGUCUUCUCUGGUAUGAUUGCAAGCACUAUAUACGACAUGGAAGCAGAGAGACAAGCGCACGGGUCCGUUUUUAAUCCGGAUGACGUUCUUAAAUGCGAUGGUUACAUAUGCUACUUCUUGACGUCACUCAUAAUGUCUGGUUUCUGCAUCGUCGCUUGCAUCUUGAGUUUGAUUCUGGUGCGUCGUACCAAACCUGUUUACACUCAUCUCUAUGGCAAGACUCGCACCUAAUGAUCUGUUCAUUUGUUUUGUAUCUACGUAUUGUAUGAUCAUGCUCUUAGCUUCUUUAUUCUUUGGUUUGGUCUUUGCUGAUACAGAUGUUUUUAUUCUGUGUCGAUUUUUGUUGUUGGUGUCAAUUUUUGUUUGUUGAUUUCCUUUUUAAAUAAAUAAAAAUAAAUAAAUUGAGGAAAA